CUGCAGCUAGCUUGUUUCCAUGACAGCUCGUACAGCAGCUGUGUCACAGUGAGUGAGUUGUUGCUGCUUCGUUGACGCACCUGGUGCUGGAUUUUACGCUCGUUUACUAACCUGCCGCAGUGAACACGCACUGAAAAUGUUGUCCUACAUCAUUGGCCUGAUCCGGGGCGGAGUUGACAGCAUCAUCAACCUCAUCUUCAGACUCUUCUUCUCCAAGAGAAAAGCCGCUAUCACACUCGAGGACCCCAGCAUUAAGUAUGCACUGAGGCUCAUAGACAAACAGAUCGUCAGCCAUGACACAAGGAAGUUCCGGUUUGCUCUGCCAUCGCCUGAACACGUCCUCGGUCUCCCUAUCGGGCAACACAUCUAUCUGUCUGCUAAAAUCGACGGUAAACUGGUCGUGCGUCCGUACACACCUGUGUCCAGCGAUGACGACAAAGGCUACGUGGACCUGGUGGUGAAGGUUUACUUUAAGGGUGUAAACCCGAAAUUCCCUGAGGGCGGAAAGAUGAGUCAGUACCUGGAGAGUUUGAGGAUCAGUGACACCAUUGACUUCAGAGGACCGAGUGGUCUCCUCGUUUACAAAGGCAAAGGAUCUUUUGCCAUUCAGGCUGAUAAAAAGUCUCCAGCUGAGACAAAGACGGCCAAACAUGUGGGGAUGAUUGCUGGAGGGACAGGAAUCACACCGAUGCUGCAGCUCAUCACAGCAGUGAUGAAGGAUUCUGAAGACCAGACUGUUUGUCACCUGCUCUUUGCCAACCAGACGGAGAAGGACAUCCUGCUGCGGCCAGAGCUGGAGGAGAUUCAGGUGAACCACCCUGACCGCUUUAAGCUGUGGUUCACCCUGGACAAAGCUCCUGAGGAGUGGGAGUACAGCCAGGGCUUCAUCAGUGAGGACAUGGUGCGGGAACACCUCCCUCCUCCCGGUGAGGACACCCUCGUCCUCAUGUGUGGACCCCCGCCCAUGAUCCAGUUUGCCUGCAACCCCAACCUGGACAAGGUCGGCCAUGACGAGAGCCGCAGGUUCACCUUCUAGACGAGAGGUUUGGAGACAACUACAGAAGGCACUUAUGUUAAAUUCUCGCUCCUGCUAUAAAAAAGCAUUAAAGCACUCGUAUACUUUGAUAUUCAUCACGCAGUAGUUUGGACCAAUGAAUGGACAGAGGACGUUGAUUAUGACUGAAGUGUGUGUGUGUGGAAGUUUAGGACGUGAUUCCAAACAAAAAAUGAGAUGCACUGAGGCCUCAGUGUCGGACAAGAUAAGGGUUCUUUGUGCCUUAAACACAUGCAAAGCUUUCGUUAUGCACAGAAAAAUAAUCAUGAGUUGUUUCCGUUUAUAUAUCAGAGCAUUUAUAAUCACGGCUGUCAAACGUGUUGGAGUUCGUCUGUCGUGAUGUUAAAAACAUGUUUGUAUCAUAUGCAACAUAAAAAAAAGUCCAUGACUAUA
Messenger RNA from Solea solea (common sole), 1447 nucleotides. RefSeq names its product NADH-cytochrome b5 reductase 3. Bases 137 to 1036 code for a protein of 299 amino acids. The record is from RefSeq and is a predicted model, not a curated record. NCBI's taxonomy places the organism in Eukaryota, Metazoa, Chordata, Actinopteri, Pleuronectiformes, Soleidae. Gene Ontology annotation, cellular component: mitochondrion. The transcript has 9 exons. Gene Ontology annotation, molecular function: FAD binding; oxidoreductase activity.